CUGCUCAGCAGCUUCACUAGGACAGUAACCUACUUCACUUUAAAAUCCCACUGGCUAAUCAGAAUGCAGAACACAGUCACCAGUGAGGAAGAGGCAGCGUCAGCCAAUGAUAAUCUGUAGCACAGACACUGCUUCUCACAGCUGGAAAUAAGCUAUGCCUGAAUCUUGUUGUGUUUCUCUGUUCAGCCAGAUCCUUAUUCCGCUCUUGCUUCUCAGCAUCAGGUGACCUGCAGCAUCUGCAUCUGACAUGGCUGACACAAAGUGAUGCUGAAUCUGUUGUUUGGGAAUACAAAGGCAGGGCCAGACGACCCCUGAAAGGAAGCGGCUGAUUAGAAGUAGUGGAACUCCUGAACUGAAUAAACAUGAGUAGUGAACUUAACAUUCCAGUGGAUCCUUCCACCCCUGCUGUCUCAGAGAGAGGAAACAAAGGCAUGGACUACAGAGACUGGGUCAGACGUAGCUACCUUGAACUAGUCACAUCCAACCACCAUUCUGUUCAGGCUCUUUCCUGGAGGAAAUUGUACCUCAGCAGAGCCAAGUUAAAGGCCUCCAGUCGCACAUCUGCAUUGCUGUCUGGAUUUGCUAUGGUUGCGAUGGUAGAAGUCCAGCUUGAGAUGAAAUAUGGAUACCCACAACUGCUACUGAUAGCAUUUAGUGCUUGCACAACAGUGCUUGUUGCAGUCCACCUCUUUGCCCUGCUGAUCAGCACAUGCAUUCUGCCCAAUGUAGAGGCAGUGAGUAACAUCCAUAAUCUCAACUCUGUCAACGAAUCUCCACAUGAUCGCAUGCAUCCCUACAUUGAGUUGGCCUGGGGAUUUUCCACAGCCCUUGGGAUCCUUCUUUUUCUCGCAGAAGUUGUCCUCUUGUGCUGGAUAAAAUUUCUACCCAUUGACUCUGCACCAACACGGAAUGAAACCACAACAACCCAAAAGCCACGUGGGAAUGCAGGGUGGAACUCUGCACUGGUUUCAACCAUCAUCAUGGUGCCUGUUGGCAUCAUCUUUGUCAUCUUUACUAUUCAUUUUUAUCGUACUCUAGUGAGGCAUAAAACAGAGCGUCAUCACCAAGAAAUAGAAGAACUCCAUAAAUUGAAAGUACAACUUGAUGGACAUGAUCGAGGCAUAAAUGUUGUGUGAGUAAGUCAGAGGAGGUUUUCUGUCAGUGGAUAUAUUUACUAUCCUAUUGAGCAAGUGCACUCCUAUCAGAGACAUAGAAUUUGCUGAGGUGUAAAACCUCCGGUCAGACAUUUUGCACAAUGCAGCUCGUUCUUACACAACGAGAAAGAGCAAAGGGAAAGAAUCAAAAACAAUUUUUUUUAAAAAUCACAAAUUUUUCAGAAUUUAUUAAACCCCGAGGGCUAAAAAGCCGGAAUAU
Molecule: messenger RNA, 1374 nt
Organism: Xenopus laevis (African clawed frog)
Lineage: Eukaryota; Metazoa; Chordata; Amphibia; Anura; Pipidae
Gene: orai2.L
Product: ORAI calcium release-activated calcium modulator 1 L homeolog
Exons: 3
Coding region: 363-1136 (257 amino acids)
Biological process (GO): store-operated calcium entry; calcium ion transmembrane transport
Cellular component (GO): membrane
Molecular function (GO): store-operated calcium channel activity
Source: RefSeq, a predicted model, not a curated record